AUGGUCCAGCAUCAACGGCUGGCAGCCACAGCCCUAGCUCUUUCCCCUCUUAUCACCGCGCAGCAAAUGGGGCCAAUCCCUGAAAUGCACCCCAAGCUCCAAACAUGGAAAUGCAGCGAGAGACACGGCUGCGUCUCUCAGUAUACCUCCGUGGUAUUGGAUGCAAUGAGCCACCCAAUUCACGAAGUCGGAGACAGUAACGUCUCAUGCGGCGACUGGGAUAGCGGCCUCAACCCAGACCUUUGCGCAACAGAGGAAGCCUGUGCCAAGAACUGUGCUGUUGAUGGUGUGGACUAUGCCGCCAAUGGAGUUCGCACGAGCGGCGAUGCUCUAACUCUGCAGCAGUAUAUGGAGACAAAUGGUGUGAUAACAUCUGUCUCGCCUCGGGUUUAUCUACUUGAUGAAACUGGAGAAAACUACAACAUGCUGCAGUUGCUCAACCAGGAGAUUAGCUUUGAUGUAGAUGCUUCUACACUCGUGUGUGGCAUGAACGGCGCGCUGUAUCUGUCUGAGAUGCUAGUCAAUGGUGGACGCAGCAAGCUGAAUCCUGCCGGUGCACGAUAUGGUACGGGAUACUGUGAUGCUCAGUGCUCGAAUGACCCCUGGAUCAACGGGGUCGCUAAUAUUGACGGCGCUGGUUCAUGUUGCAACGAAAUGGACUUGUGGGAGGCCAAUGCCCUUGCCACUGCGUACACACCCCAUGCAUGCAAUAUCACUCGGCUAUACGAGUGCGAAGGUGACCUUUGUGGGAGCGAUGGUGUCUGCGAUAAGGAUGGAUGCGGAUAUAACGCCUACGCACUGGGAGACCACGACUACUACGGCCGCGGCUUGACGGUCGAUACGAACCGCCCUUUCACAGUGACAACGCAGUUUCUGACCAACGAUCAUACUACGCGAGGGACAUUGGCGCAGAUCCGUCGUUUGUAUGUUCAGGAUGGCAGGGUGAUCGAAAAUGCCAUUACAGAGGUGUCCGGCACCGAGAUCGACUCUAUCACCAACGCCUAUUGUAAGAACUCGGCCUCGUACUUUGAGCAAAUGGGUGGUCUGCCGCAGAUGGGUCGUGCUCUGGCCCGCGGCAUGGUUCUCAUUUUCAGUAUCUGGAAUGACUCGGGUGCCUUCAUGAACUGGCUCGAUAGCGGCAGUGCAGGGCCUUGCAAUAGCACCCAAGGGAAUCCUGCGAUUAUCGAGGCACAAUAUCCAUAUACAUCGGUGACGUUUUCGAAUAUUCGGUGGGGGGAUAUUGGGUCUACUUAUUCAUACAGGUAG
Penicillium lagena is the source of this 1266-nucleotide messenger RNA. Its product is annotated as glycoside hydrolase family 7 protein. The record is from RefSeq and is a predicted model, not a curated record. Bases 1 to 1266 code for a protein of 421 amino acids. Gene Ontology annotation, biological process: carbohydrate metabolic process. The transcript has a single exon. NCBI's taxonomy places the organism in Eukaryota, Fungi, Ascomycota, Eurotiomycetes, Eurotiales, Aspergillaceae. Gene Ontology annotation, molecular function: hydrolase activity, hydrolyzing O-glycosyl compounds.